AUGGCACACGAGGCGCUGGUACUCUUGGGAGUCGUCCAGGUCCCAGUUGCGAACCUGUACUUCGUCAGAAAUAUAGGAGGAGGUGUAGGAGAACGGCAACAUAGCAAAAAACAAGCCCAACGUCUUGUUGCUUUGUUUAGCAAGACGUCGAUUGACCAUGAAGAUCACAGGCAUUGGAUCGAUGGCUACGUGGAUGGAUCAGAUGUUCCGUCAAUUCUGGACCAGGUGGGAGGUUCCAUAACCCUGCACCAGAGCAACGCUGCGGGCUCCUAUCCUCGUCUGAGCGGUCAGCGGGUCGCGUAUACUCAUGGUCGCCACCGCGUUGAGGCUUCCGAAAAGAUUGACCCUCAAUCAUGUUGGACCAUCCUCCUCUAUAGCACAGAUCUCACGAUGCUCACCAGGAGCCGGGUCGUCCAGAGACGGACGGAGCAAUUCCAUCACGAAGAGCCCUACACAGAUGGUUACAUCUAUUCCAAACUUCGUGAACACAUUGUCGACAGUCCAGACUACAAUACAUGGUACAUGAGGCUCAGUACAAACAAGCAGAAGAAUUUCCAGGCUAUCAACAAACACCCAGAUGUUUCGACAGCUUUAGAUAGGCUCGUAGGCUUUCCGGGCCUCAUUGACGCCCUGAAACUGGGUAACUUCCGCAAGUAUUCUGCUUGGGGUCUUUUCAGCGAAGCCCAUAUGUGUCUCGAGCAUAUUUACAGCAAAUGGUCGGGGUACACUCGUGGCAACCGUUUCGUACAGAGGUGCCUCACUCCCCAGACCGUGGAGCUGCUGGAAGGACGAGCCCCAGCCAUCAGCCAGUCCGAUCAUGAAUGGGUCCGUGCAGUCUUCCGGGCCAAGAUGGUUUUCCCCGCAAUAACCGACCAGCAACAACGAGAUGAGCUGGAGAGAGGCAUCUUGGGAUCAUCGGGCAUGAUUCCAAGCCUUCGAUUCUUCCAGGCAAAUAUGCUCUACCUCGGAAUUGCUGCACAGAUCGUAUGGUCUCUCCUGGUUCCCAGCGAGCUCAGGAAGACGGCCAAAGCUGAGGAUGGGUCGACAACGCUUCAAUCAGCGCUCUGGGAGUGUUGGGUUGAGACGGAGCCGUACGUUGAAAUUCGAGAAGGCGAAUUUCAGCCGGUGCUCGGCCCUCCUAGCUUCAACCUAGCUUAUAACACGGUCAUGGUAGCAGCUCUUCGUCAGUUUGCCUACAUGGCUCGAGAGGGGCCAAAGGUUGAGCGUGGAGAGCCAGCACUUCGACCAUCAACCGACGACAUCAACUCUUGUGAGUCUUUAUUUCAGCGCCGAGCAAAGCUCCUAGGCUUCCGCAAUCGUCUUAUCGAACAAGGAGCUGCAAAGACAGCAACUCCAUUCGGCCCGGAGAAACAUGUCUUGGAACUGGGUGAAGAUGGUUUCUUGAGUCGGGUAGAGCGCCGCUGGGGCCGGCCAUUUGCUCGGGUGUUUCCUAUUAUUCAGGAGGUUGCUUUUCUGCCUCGCCUUCUUGAUGAAGAGGGUAAGUCAGGAACGAUCACAGAAGCCUUCAUCUUGAAAGAUUUGGUGCGGUCGUUCCUGCCCCAUUGCUCAUUCAACUUUGACUUGUCGCGUCGAAGCACACACAUCAACGGCCCUGCGCUAGAAGCCGGGCGACAGCUUGUCCACUCGGGCCACCAAGGGUCAAUAUCCGUUGAUCUAAGCCGGGGAAUCAACAUGAAUCACAAUGACUAUCAUAGCUUGGAUGCUGAGAGUACUGAAAUGGACGUGGACACCCCGCUGGCCUCGCCCGCUGUCCCAGAUUUUGAGGAUGAGGAUGUGCCCAUGGAGGGUCACUCCUUCGAACCGGCCGCAACUGAGGAAACCGAAGAGUCUGAUUUCUGGGAACAGCUCCUUUUCGAGUACCAGACUAAUACAAGUGCCAGCAGUCGAUCCAGUCGCCUGCCUUCGGACUCAUCGACGCUUGUGGUGGACGAUUUGAGUAACCCGGGAAGUCUUCUGAGAGGAUCCACCGCUUGCGGCAGUUCGUCUGCCUUUUCUAUCCCUGUGAUCGGUCGACCCUAUGGUCGCCAAGUGGUUCAGAAGACGACCCAGGACAUCAACCAUGCGGCGACUCACGGGAUGCUCUAG
This is a messenger RNA of Fusarium falciforme, 2106 nucleotides long. RefSeq lists its product as hypothetical. Bases 1 to 2106 code for a protein of 701 amino acids. The record is from RefSeq and is a predicted model, not a curated record. Lineage: Eukaryota; Fungi; Ascomycota; Sordariomycetes; Hypocreales; Nectriaceae. The transcript has 2 exons.